Molecule: messenger RNA, 1083 nt
Organism: Onthophagus taurus
Lineage: Eukaryota; Metazoa; Arthropoda; Insecta; Coleoptera; Scarabaeidae
Gene: Nup37
Product: nuclear pore complex protein Nup37
Cellular component (GO): nuclear pore outer ring
Molecular function (GO): protein binding
Source: RefSeq, a predicted model, not a curated record
GGGCGCCCUCUUUACACAAAAAUUAUAACUAUUUUUAUUUAGAGGUUAUGUUAGUUGUUUAAAAGUUUCAAUUUUCGUUAAAAUGGAUUUCGAAGCGAUUCACAAGCAAUUUACCGAACCAGUUUAUUCGAUUGAUUUACAAGAAAAUAGCCCUGUUUUAGCUGUUCAUUAUUCCACUUAUGAAUGGUCUCAAGAUAUUAUUUUGUUAGCUUUUCCCAAGAAAAUAAUCGUUGGUCAAAUCCUCUUUGAGGAUAAAUUAGAACUAAGUAUUCUGGCUGAAAUCCAACAUCCUCUUCGAUGCACAAAUUUAUAUCUUUCUUCUGAAACUGUGUUGAAUAUAAUUCCGAUAAACGUUCAAUUUUGUACGGCGGCUAAUGAUUUUAAAAUACGCAUUUUUAAGACUAACUUAUCAGAUGAAAAUUCUUGUAUGGAAUUAACUGGACAUGAAAGUUAUAUUAACGAUCUAAAUUAUGAUCCAACAAACAGUUAUAUUGCGUCUGUUAGCGAUGAUCACACAGUUAAAGUUUGGUCGACGGAGGAUAAUAAGUUAACAGCCUUUUUUAACUUAACAUCCCCAGGAGUAUCCUGUUGCUGGCACAGAGAAGAUCCUUUAAAAUUAUUGGUUGCUGAAAAAAUCGGUGUAAUUCGGUUUUACAACGUUUCAGCGAUUAAACCAAUUUUAUCGUGUAGUUACACAAAAUCAUUAUCAGCGGCUCAUUGGUCCCCAAAUGAUUCUCAGUUACUUGCAUCAUUACAUAUGGGAGAACUUUUAUUGUGGGAUGCAACACGUUUGAGUCGCCCAAUUCAAACUAAAUUGAUUUAUACAGAAUCUGGUGGUGAUUUAAAAUUUAAUAUGUCCGGGGAAUUUUUAGCGAUUGUGAAUAAACUGGAAAACUCUAUCAAAGUAUUUCACGUUCAAACACAACAGGAACGGUUAAACGCAACUCUUUCAUCACCAACAAACAUUACAUGGCACUUUAGAUAUCCCUUAAUAUGUGUGGGAGAUGAUCGUAAAUUGAAUUUUUGGAAAAUUCCUGGAAAAUAAUUGUCAAUUUAAAAAAACAUAACCUCAAAAGAUGGAAA